AUGUCGUCAGCGAUCCGAGAAUCGAACGAAGAAUUUGAAGAUCAGUUUCGGCUCCAAAAGGAGGCAGCCGACCGGGAAAAACUGGCUGCCAGUCAGACCAAGAAAACACGCGUUGAUGACGAUGGUACAGUAAUGGAAUGGGACGAGGAAAAACGCGCCUGGUUCCCGAAAAUCGAUGACGAUUUCAUUGCUUCCUAUCAAAUGAACUUUGGUGUGCAAAGCGAACAAGAAAGUGCACACACAGCUUGGCGCCACUUUGCUGCCCAAGUUGAAAAGCUGAAAGCUGAACGGGGCGAUGAAGAUGAGGAGGUGAAAAAGGGUAUCGCUUCUCUGGGUGAAUACUAUCGUUCUCCUGCCUAUCGAGUCUGGUAUGAUGAGUACCAAAAGCGACAAGAAGAUGCAAGAGAAGAGGAACGAGUGCGUCUGGAGACAAAAAGUCGUCCCCAAAAGGUCGUGGAAAUGUCAGCAGAUGAUGCUUUGAGGCGAGCUGAAGAAGAACAGCGACUAGGUGUUCCCAUCGCCAAACCAGAGGAGGAGAAGAUAGAUGCUGUUCAAUCGAAAGGUGAAACUUGCUCAGAAGGUCAUUCAAGGAAGAGGAAGAAAAAGGGUGCCCCGGAGUGGUAUGAGAUAACCGACGAUAAGAACACUCACGUUUACGUGUCAGGUCUUCCGCCGACUAUAACAGAAGCGGAAUUCACGGCACUGAUGUCAAAAUGUGGCAUGAUUAUGAAUGAUCCGCUGACAAAUAAGUUGAGGAUUAAGUUAUACCGUGAUGAGGCUGGUAAGCCCAAGGGCGAUGGUCGUUGCUGCUAUAUUAAGAUUGAAUCAGUUGAUCUGGCGCUGCAGAUAUUGGAUGGACUGCAAUACGAAUCCGGCUAUAUUCUGCAUGUGGAACGCGCAAAAUUCCAACCUAAAAAGGACUUUGACUAUACCAAACAUCGUCGAUUGACGGCGAAGGAGAAAAAGAUAUUUAAGCAGAAGCAGGAAAAUCUCUUUAAGUGGAAACCGGAUGAAAAUAAGCUCAUUCGAGGCAGGAAGGAACGCGUGAUCGUCCUACGAAGUGUUUUUGACGAGAAGGAUCUUGGAGUAAGUCUACAAAAUGUAGUCCUGUUCCUUCGCCUUCCCGUCUAG
This is a messenger RNA of Hydatigera taeniaeformis, 1131 nucleotides long. NCBI's taxonomy places the organism in Eukaryota, Metazoa, Platyhelminthes, Cestoda, Cyclophyllidea, Taeniidae. The record is from the annotation of a GenBank genome assembly.